AUGCAUCCCUCGCUCGAGCACAUUGAUGCUUGUCUCCCUAUCACUGCGUUGAAGGCAUUUGACCUGGGAGAUGAUGCCUUUGUUGUUGAGGGCCAAGGACCCCAUGCGCGACUUUUUGACGAGCGCAGUGGGAAGCUACUGGACAGUCUAAGAGUGUUCAAAAGAAGCAACAUCCAUGGAUUUAUCGUUCUCAGCCAAGAGCAGCGGGGCAUCAAAGAUGCACACGCUCGGCUUCUUAUCUGGGGAGGGGAAUCCCUAAGAGUGGUUGGCCUUUCGAUUACCCAUGACACCAUCUCUCUCCGGGCUACAUGUGCGGAGUAUGUGGCUCCAGACUGGAUCAUGGCCGGCUGUGUGCCGGAAGUGAACAACACCGAAGUAAGAGCUUACAUGGUAACGGCCCACAAUGCUGUUCUUCGUCUACGCUUGAUGGAGGAAAAGCCCACAGAAUAUGAGACUAGCAUCCACCUGGACUACCUCGUGGCUGGAGUCAAGACUCUCCUCUAUUCCGCUGACAUCAUCUCGUUCUCAUCGUCUCACAUAUUGAUCGCUGCUGGAACAGUCUUUGGUGAGAUCAUUGUUUGGUCUUGCUUUUUGGACGAGGACCAGAGCCUAGCCACUGACGCUGUCGCCUCAAUCCACCACUUUUUCACCGGACACGAGGGGUCCAUUUUCGGAAUCAGGAUCUCUCAUGAAAUCACUUCCUUGCCUGGUCGCUCCACGGGAAGAUUCCUGGCUAGCUGUAGUGACGAUAGAACCAUCAAGAUCUGGGAUAUAUCUGAUUGCGAAAAAUCGUCCCGCCACGAUCCUUCGGCCUAUUCCACCGAUGGUUUCGACCUUCGAAGCACCGGUUUCGGCGACAGUGCACUUGGCACCGAAUCUUGCAUCGCCAGCGCCUUUGGCCACCAGGCGCGGAUCUGGAACGUGUCUUUCCUCCCUACUCAAGCAGGAGAAGAGUGUAAAUUGAAUCUUGUCUCGCGUGGCGAAGAUGCAACCUGUUUUGUGUGGGAUGUCAGCUGGGACCCCUCUUCUGAAAAAUCGGAGUUCAAGCUAAGUGAAAUCUCCUCUGUGCGCCAACACUGCCAGAAACACAUUUGGGCCUCGGAGAUCCGUAGGAUCGGCACGCAAACAAUGGUCUAUACCGGUGGUGCAGACGGUGCGUUGAAGGUCUUCAAAAUGGAAGUUGGUGAGAAAGGGGCCCUUGUGCUUCCAAACCGGAAUCGGCGCAUUAACUACGUUGUCGACUCUCAUGAUGCUGAGCCGAAGUUGGAAAAAACCACGAAAAAGUUUGGCUUCGUCUCCUCGGAUUGCUUUGUCGCAGCCACGUCCCAAGGAGAGAUUCAAGUCUGUCGGGUCGAAUCUCCAGCGUCAGUCGAAAGCUACAUCUCCAGAGAGACUAUCUCGGUGGAAGAAGACCUCCGUUCAUACUGUGCGAUUGCCGGUCUACCGCAGUAUGGGGUGGCCCUUCUAGGGAGUGCUAAAGGAACCAUACGGCUGUACGACCAUAGCACCAAGUCACUGUCCGUAGUGGCAGAGACGAACCUAAUGCCGCAGGGGUUCUUUGCCCUCGAUUAUGAUCGCAGCACGAUUGACAAGUCAGGGACACUCUUCUUUCUUACGUCACACGCCAGAUUCGACAAGGCCGAAUUCUUCAUGGUCACGAUUUCGAAGAAUGAGCAACCGCAGAUGAAGAACAUCACAGUCUCCCUCCCUAAACGCUUCGUCGUGGGCAAUGGAUCCCUGAUUUGCGGCAAUCGGUACCUGGCACUAGGAUCCCAAGGGGGUUCACUUGCCAUAUAUCAGCUAGAAUCGACGGAGUCGCUACUGCAGCCUAUCCUAACCGAGUACAUCCACCCGGAAGGUAUCAACAAGAUUGAGUCAUUCUAUUCACUCUUCGGCGAGGCGGGUAGGUCGCAGAAUUAUUUGCUUACCUGUGGCCGAGAUGGAUUCUACGGCAUCCAUACGCUAGAUGAGAAGGCGCAGGAAUUGCAGGGAGUGUCGGUCUCUCUCCGAACAGUCCAUCGUUCAACUCCACUUCCCAGGUAUAACAUCACAGGUGCCUACAUUGACAAGGUAUCUGGCGAUCUCAUGCUGCACGGGUUUUCGGGUACAGAUUUCAUCUUAUGGAAUGAGUCGACUCACUCCGAGUCCGCUAGGAUGACCUGUGGCGGUAGCCAUCGAAUCUGGGCCUUCCAACCCAGCUAUACGAACCCCAAUUCGGGUCUGCUCGUUUGGCUACAAAAUCACCUCACUGCGUUCCAGAUCCAAGGCGAUGCCAACUGGGCUUUGCGGGCAGGCAGCCAUGGACGGGAAAUCAAAACGAUGUGUGUGUCGCCCGCCAAUGAUGAGAGAGGAAUCUUGUAUGCCACUGGAGCUGAGGAUACCGCCUUGCGGAUAUUUGCGCCGAUUGACUCGAAGAAGGAGAGUCGAUGGGGCGCGUUCAAGUGUCUGCGGGUUCUCACGCAGCAUCAGACGGGGUUUCAGCACGUCGCCUGGUCAAGAGAUGGGAAGUUCCUAUUUACGGGGGCCGCGAAUGAAGAGUUCUUCGUGUGGAGGAUCCGCUCGAUUCCUCUGUUUGGCUUGGUGACCAACCUCGUCGCCUCGAGUCCCAAAAGCCAUCCGAACUCCGAUCUUCGCGUGACUAGCUUCGACAUGAUCGAAAUCGAAGGCGCAGAGGCCGAGGGUGACUUUUUACUUUGCAUGUCGUACUCGAACUCCACCCUCAGGAUCUUCCGCUACACGUCUUCGGCCGGUGAAAACAACUUUACGUUAUUGGCAAAGGGCACAUAUACCAGCAACUGCCUCACGGAGGCACAAUUCAUCCUCCGCGACUCGUCACUGGUGAUGCUGACGGCGUCCACGGACGGAUACCUCACCCUCUGGAACCUGACCUCCGUGAUCGACCCUUUCUUCGCCAUCUCGUCCGACUCCUCGACCUUGCGUCUAAAACAACCCAUCGACGCGGCAACGAUCGCGCCCGAGGAGAUCACCUGCGAGAACCGAUACCAGGUCCAUUCCAACAGCAUCAAAGCCGUUGAGAUCGAGCACAUCUCCGACGUCGCAUCGUUGGUCAUCGCCGGCAGCGAUGACAACGCGUUGACUCUGUCGCUCUUGAACACGAAUUUUACCCAUGCCGAAGCCAGCGACCAUGCGUACACGGUGUCUAUCCCCGAUGCGCAUACAGCGUGCGUAACCACGGUUAAAGUUCUGGAACGGCAGCUGUCGUCCGAUGGGAAGACGACUCACAUUACUGUCGCCUCCUCCGGGAACGACCACCGGGUCAAGAUCUGGACGAUCCAGGUCGAUGCGACGAAGGCGGGAUUCGAGGCGAUUCAGGUCCAGAACGUGAUCGACAGGUACAGCUCCGUGGCGGAUAUCUCGACGGUGGAUCUGAUCCGGGAGGAGACGGGCGACGCGAAACUACUUUUUCAGGCUCUGUGUGUGAUGGGUGCUGCGUCUUUGGCUGCUGCGCGGCCAUUUUCGCGGGCGCAGGACACCACGCAUUGGUUCAGCUUUGGCAAUUCAUAUACCCAAACUGGAUUCAACGCUUGGGGCGAACAGCCCACGCUCUCCAACCCUAUGGGAAACCCUCAAAUAGGGACCGGCACGACAACUGGUGGAACCAACUAUGUGGGAUACCUGACGACAGCCGAGAACUCGUCGCUAGUGCUCAAUUACAACUUGGCAGUCGGUGGAGCCACUAUCGACAACGACAUUGUUUCAUCCUACGCCGACGAUCUUGUCUCCCAGGUGGGCGUGUUUGAGGACCAGUAUGGUGACAAGCCGGACUCGGCGCCCUGGACGGCCGAGAGUGCCGUGUUUUCUUUCUGGAUUGGGAUCAAUGAUAUCGGCAACUCAUUCUACAACCAAGAUGCAAACACCUUCACUCCUAAACUGACCAACCGGAUCGCGUCUCUCGUGCAGAAGAUCUACGACCUUGGGGGGCGCAAGUUCCUUUUCCUGAAUGUGCCUCCGACAGGUCGGAGCCCUAUGUUCCUCGAACAGGGCAAUGCAACUGUUCAGCAGCAUGCCGCGUACUUGGCGGUCUAUAACAAGAACCUGAAGUCCAUGGUGGAUGGGUUCAAGGCCAACCAUACUGAUGUCACCGCUGUCCAUUAUGACUCGUGGUCGUUCAUGACCAAGGUCCUGGAUAGCCCCUCGGAGUACGGAUUCCCCGAUGCGACUUGCAUCAACGAGGACGGGACGUCGUGUGUCUGGUGGAAUAACUACCACCCUUCUGCUAAGUAUCAUAAGCAGCAAGCGGAGGAUAUGAAGUCUGUGUUGAAGCCGCUAGGGGCGUGGUGA
Molecule: messenger RNA, 4302 nt
Organism: Aspergillus affinis
Lineage: Eukaryota; Fungi; Ascomycota; Eurotiomycetes; Eurotiales; Aspergillaceae
Product: tRNA (34-2'-O)-methyltransferase regulator RTT10
Exons: 8
Coding region: 1-4302 (1433 amino acids)
Biological process (GO): tRNA methylation
Cellular component (GO): cytoplasm
Molecular function (GO): protein binding; hydrolase activity, acting on ester bonds
Source: RefSeq, a predicted model, not a curated record